AGUAUGGUAGACGUAACAAACUCUGAAUUGCAUGGGAGAGAAUACCAAAAUACGAGUGUAAAAGAAUAUUCUCUCAGAAUAUCAUAUUCUUUUACAAGAGUAAAAGAGAAUCGAAACAAACCACAAUGGUUUAUUCUCAACAGUCCCACAACCAUACGGUUGCCUAGCGUACGUUCGCACCAGUCAACAACCAAUCCCCUAUUUAUGCUAUCCUACCGGCACUCACGGGUCUAUCAAUCGGGCUAACUAAACAGAAUCAAACGAGAUCAAUCUACGGGCGAACGGGCGGGAGGCCAUGGCGCGGGAGCAGCUGGAGGUGCUGUCGGCGCUGGACGCCGCCAAGACGCAGUGGUACCACUUCACGGCGAUCGUCAUCGCGGGGAUGGGCUUCUUCACCGACGCCUACGACCUCUUCUGCAUCUCCCUCGUCACCAAGCUCCUCGGCCGCGUCUACUACUACCGCGCCGGCGCGUCCGAUCCAGGCUCGCUCCCGCCCAACGUCGCCGCUGCCGUCAACGGUGUCGCCUUCUGCGGCACGCUGUCCGGCCAGCUCUUCUUCGGCUGGCUCGGCGACCGCAUGGGCCGCAAGCGCGUCUACGGGAUGACGCUCAUGUGCAUGGUGCUCUGCUCCCUCGCCUCCGGCCUCUCCUUCGGGUCCACGCCGGCCAGCGUCAUGGCCACGCUCUGCUUCUUCAGGUUCUGGCUCGGCUUCGGCAUCGGCGGCGACUACCCGCUCUCCGCCACGAUCAUGUCCGAGUACGCCAACAAGAAGACGAGGGGCGCCUUCAUCGCCGCCGUCUUCGCCAUGCAGGGGUUCGGGAUCCUGACGGGCGGCGUGGUGACGCUCGUGGUGUCCGCCGCCUUCCGCGCCGCCUUCGACGCGCCGGCGUACCAGGACGGGGCCGUGGCGUCCACGCCGCCGCAGGCCGACUACGUGUGGCGCGUCAUCCUCAUGUUCGGCGCCAUCCCCGCACUGCUCACCUACUACUGGCGGAUGAAGAUGCCCGAGACGGCGCGAUACACCGCGCUCGUCGCCAAGAACGCCAAGCAGGCCGCCGCCGACAUGUCGAAGGUCCUCCAGGUCGACAUCGCCGACGACUCCAAGGACCCCGCCCCAUCCGACGGAGAUCGAAACUCGUUCGGCCUCUUCUCCGGCGAGUUCCUGCGCCGCCACGGGCUCCACCUCCUCGGCACCGCCACCUGCUGGUUCCUCCUCGACAUCGCCUUCUACUCGCAGAACCUCUUCCAAAAAGACAUCUUCACGGCGAUCCACUGGAUCCCCAAGGCCAAGACCAUGAGCGCCCUGGAGGAGGUCCACCGCAUCGCGCGCGCGCAGACGCUCAUCGCGCUCUGCGGCACGGUGCCAGGGUACUGGUUCACGGUAUUCCUCAUCGAUCGCAUCGGGCGGUUCUGGAUCCAGCUAUGCGGCUUCUUCUUCAUGGCCGUCUUCAUGCUCGGCCUCGCCUUCCCGUACCACCACUGGACGACCCCCGGCAACCACGUCGGGUUCGUUGUGCUCUACGGGCUCACCUUCUUCUUUGCCAACUUCGGGCCCAACUCCACCACAUUCAUCGUGCCCGCCGAGAUCUUUCCGGCGAGGCUCCGGUCGACCUGCCACGGCAUCUCGGCGGCCGCGGGCAAGCUCGGCGCCAUCGUCGGCUCGUUCGGGUUCCUGUACCUCGCGCAGAACCAGGACGCGAAGCUGGUGGAUCAUGGGUACAAGGCCGGGAUCGGGGUGAGGAACUCGUUGUUCAUUCUCGCGGCGUGCAACUUUCUGGGCAUGGGGUUCACGUUCCUCGCACCCGAGUCCAAUGGCAUCUCGCUCGAGGAGCUCUCCGGCGAGAAUGAUGACGAGACCUCAGCCGCGCCGGCGCACGCCAGGACGGUGCCCGUGUGAGAAGAAAUCAAUGGCGUAUCUGUUUGGCCGCAUGGAUUGUUGGAUCGGCGGUCAAGGUCUCAAGGAUAGCUAAGUCUAGUGGAUCAACAGAAGAGGUGAUCGAUCGAUGCUGUAUCUAGUAGUGGUAGUACAACACCUUAGUAACUUGUAUUAGUAGAUACGAGAUCGAUGGCCAUAGUGAGUGGUUACUGAGUCCAACGACUUGAUUUUGUUUCUGCCAUGCAUGCAUCUGGUCAGUAUCAAGAACAUCUACUUCCAGUUCUGCCGACCUAUCUUCAGAGAUUUUUAAUCAUCCAUAGAUAAUACAGUAUGCCGUCGUCUUAA
Lolium perenne is the source of this 2221-nucleotide messenger RNA. RefSeq names its product probable inorganic phosphate transporter 1-4. Gene Ontology annotation, cellular component: membrane. Gene Ontology annotation, biological process: transmembrane transport; phosphate ion transport. The record is from RefSeq and is a predicted model, not a curated record. NCBI's taxonomy places the organism in Eukaryota, Viridiplantae, Streptophyta, Magnoliopsida, Poales, Poaceae. Gene Ontology annotation, molecular function: phosphate transmembrane transporter activity.